AUGAGGUAUUUCAUUGAAGCAAAACAAUCUGUGAAACUGAAGGCUGCAUAUAAGAUUGGAGCAAGUAAGUGGCUGCUGCUGGCUGUUGGAGCUCAAGCAAAGAUAUCCUUCACUAAAGAGCCAUAUUCUCAGGAUGCCUUGCAUGGUCGCAGUGCCAUUUUGCGCUGUGAAGUGAAAGAGCCUAGAGAUACAGAAUUUGAGUGGUUACAGAACGGGGUACCUAUUCAGGACACUGAACGGCGUUUCAAGGAAGGGAGUAACCUUCAGUUUGCAUCUGUUGAUCGUCAGCAAGAUGGUGGGAACUUCCAAUGUGUUGCCAGGAAUAUAGUUACUGGAGAAGAAGCUCGGACAACAAAUGCAUCUUUCAACAUAAAAUGGAUUGAAACAGGAAAAGUUGUCUUGAAGAAUCCAGACAGAGUGGAGGAUAUACAGAGUUCUGCCCCAGUAACAUUGCAUUGUCAUAUUGAUGGGCACCCACGUCCAACAAGUCAGUGGUUCCGCGAUGGUACCCAAAUUGUAGAUGAUCGUACAAAUUACUCAGUCAAUAACAAGGAACGGACAUUGACCUUCAAGAGUGCCAGCCCAGAUGAUAAUGGCAUUUAUUACUGUUGUGCUCGGAAUGCUGUGGGCAUUGUAUGCAGCAGAAACAACUUCACUCUUAGUAUUAUAGAUGAAAGCUUCCCCCACCCAGUGAUUGUUCCUGAGAACCAAAUUGUCAAUAAAAAUGAAGAGGCUAUGUUCCACUGUAAGUUCCAGGCUGUGCCACCUCCCACUCAGGAAUGGCUAUUUGAGGAUGAUUCCCCUGUUCAAAAUCGGACCAGGACCAUCAUAUUUUCCAAUGGCUCUUUACUAGUAACUCAGGUGAAACCACGCAGUGUUGGAGUCUAUAAAUGUGUUGGCCGUGGACAGAAAGGAAAACCCGUAAUCCUGGAGGCAACCCUACAACUGGCAGAAAUUGAAGAUUUCUCCCAAGUGUUUGAUCCCCAAAUUUUCAUAGCCAAUAAAGAACAACGUGUAACCUGUGUGGCUCCUCAUGGGAUCCCUGAACCCCGUAUCUGGUGGGAGAGGAACAAUGUUCAGAUCCCCACUACUGGCAGAGUUCACCAAGAAGCAGGGGACCUCGUCUUCACUACUAUUGUAGAAAAGGAUGCUGGAAUAUACACCUGCCAUGCUGUGAACAAGGCUGGAGAAAAAAAACAAGAUCUUUCCAUUACAGUAGCAACAAUGCCAGAAUGGGUGGAAAAGCCCAAGGACAGUCAGCUAGAAGAGAGUAAACCAGGAUACCUUCAUUGUCUUAGUAAAGCCUCUCUGAAGCCCACUGUCAACUGGUUUCGUAAUGGCAUCCCUAUUUCAGAGGAUUCCCGCUUUGAAAUUGCUGAGAAUGGGACGCUGCGUAUUAACAAUGUGGAAGUGUAUGAUGGGACAGUUUUCAAGUGUGUAAGCAGCACUCCAGCAGGAAGUAUUGAAGAACAAGCUCGUGUGCAUGUUCUGGAAAAGCUGAAGUUUACUCCUCCUCCUCAACCUCUGCAGUGUGUCGAAUUUGAUAAAGAAGUCACUGUUUCCUGCUCAGCUACAGGGCGAGAAAAACCUGCAAUCCAUUGGAUUAAAACCGAUGGGAGAAAUCUGCCAGCUUGGGUCAGUGACAAUUCUGGAAACCUGCACUUUCAUAAAGUGACACGAAGUGAUGCUGGAAACUAUACUUGUAUUGCUUCCAAUGGUCCACAAGGAGAGAUCAGAGCAACAAUUCAUCUGACAGUGGCAGUAUUUAUAAGCUUUAAAUUGAGGCCAGAUGACACAACAGUAUAUCCAGGACACACAGCCAUGUUCCAGUGCCAAGCUGAGGGUGACCCAUUGCCACAAAUCCAGUGGAAAGGAAAGGAUAGGAUUCUGGAUCAUGAUGAAUUUUCACCCAGGAUCCAAAUUAUGACCAAUGGCUCUCUGAUAAUAUAUGAUGUCACCACUGAGGAUUCUGGCAAGUAUACUUGCAUUGCUGGCAACAGUUGCAACAUCAGGCACCACGAGGCCUUUCUUCACGUGGUUGAUAAACCAGUUACCAAACGUGAGGAUGCACCCAACAGCCACACUCCCUAUAAAAUGAUUCAGACCAUAGGGCUAUCUGUUGGUGCUGCAGUAGCGUAUAUAAUAAUUGUGUUGGGCCUCAUGUUCUACUGCAAGAAGAGGAGGAAAGCAAAGAGGUUGAAGAAGCAGCCAGAAGGUGAGGAACCAGAGAUGGAAUGCCUGAAUGGGGGCACUUUGCUGCAAAAUGGGCAAACUACUGCUGAGAUCCAAGAAGAAGUGGCUCUGACGAACAUUGGCAGCAGCUCUGCAGUCAACAAGAGGCACAGUAGUAGUGAUAAAAUGCACUUCUCUCGGUCUAGCCUGCAGACAAUCACUCCUCUGGGCAAAGGUGAAUUUGGAGAUGUCUUCCUGGCUAAGGCAAAAGGCAUUGAGGACAAUGACACUGAAGUGCUUGUUUUAGUCAAGAGUCUUCAGUCAAGGGAUGAACAGUUACAGUUGGCCUUCAGGCAAGAAUUUGAGAUGUUUGGCAAACUGAACCACAGCAACGUGGUGCGAUUACUUGGCCUAUGCCGGGAAGCAGAGCCUCACUAUAUGAUCUUGGAGUAUGUAGAUCUGGGAGAUCUGAAGCAGUUCCUGAGGAUUUCCAGGACUAAAGAUGAGAACCUCAAGCCGCAGCCCAUUAGCACAAAACAGAAGUUAUCUUUCUGCUGCCAAGUGGCACUGGGGAUGGAACAUCUCUCUAAUAGCAGAUUUGUUCACAAAGAUUUGGCGGCUCGGAACUGCCUGGUCAGUGCACAAAGGCAGGUGAAGGUGGCAAACCUAAGUCUCAGCAAGGAUGUUUACAACAGCGAAUACUAUCACUACCACCAAGCCUGGAUUCCACUUCGUUGGAUGCCCCCUGAAGCCGUCUUGGAGGAUGAAUUCUCCACAAAAUCUGAUGUGUGGUCCUUCGGGGUCGUCAUGUGGGAGAUAUUUACAUUGGGGGAAUUGCCAUAUUCAUCACUAGUGAAUGAAGAGGUGUUAGCAGGUUUACAGUCUGGGAAGAUGAAGCUUCCCCAUCCGGAGGGUUGUCCCUCCAAAUGUUACAAGGCGAUGCAGCGCUGUUGGGCUCUAAGCCCAAAGGACCGCCCAUCUUUCAGUGAGAUUGCUAACAUGCUUGGAGAAAGCCCAUCAGAAAGCAAGGCCUGAGCAGGAAAUGCCAGCCUUGUUCAGAGGUUGGGCUGGGCUGAAAUCUCAUUUUGGCAUUUUGACUGUUACAGAUUUUCAAUGGGACCUAACAAGCAAAAGGGACCAAGAAUUUUUACACUAGUGGACAAAGGCUGUGGAUGUUUUCUUGAUCUGAGCUGUCUUCACCAGGCUCUGUCCUCUGUGCCUGGCCAGGUUGCAUUCCUCCAGGGUCUACCUCUGACAUCCACAGGACUAGUUAAAAACAUCUUAGAGAUGAAGGGAAUGCUGGGAGCUACCAUCAUAAGAUAAUUUCACAAGGAAAGCCUGUCGCACAUUUUUGGGACUUCUCUGUCUUGGCACAUUUAACCUUUUAUUUACUUUUCAAAUCUUUUCACAGAAAAGCACAGACAGGUUCCUUCUGGAAAAGGGUCUUGGUUUGUGGGGGAGGGCACACAGAGAGAUCCAUGCUGCUCAGUCGUUAAUAUUUUUUGGCAGGAGGCAUUAAGAUGGCAACAGGGAAAACUAAACUUGAAAAGGCCUGUUGUCGCUUCUAUAAUUUCUGCAGUAUAUGGACAGAUUUACCUUGUAAAGCAGGCAAAAGGAGUGCUAUGUACAAUAGCAGCCCUUUCCCAAGCUAACCUAAUUUUUGAUCCUGCAAUCUUUUCUCACUUGACUUGAAUCAGAAAGGUCUGGAUCGCAAUUAUUUUUUAUCUUAAAGAUAUCCCGUGACUUUUCCUUGAUCAUAUCCCUGCAAAAGGAAGCAGCCUUUGGGGGAAGCAUUCACUGCACAGGAUCUAAGGAGGUUCCUUUCCUAGUCCACCAUAUGCUAUCUUUUUAAAGCAAGGAGGAACCUGCAUAUUUAUUGAGCAAUACUUUAUUUCUCCUCCUGGUACUGUCAGUCUGUCGGGCCUUCUGUCACCUCCCUGCAUACCCAGAAAAGAGCAACAUACACUAAGUGCCUGGCAUAUGAAGGAGAUUUUCAUUAGCUUUCCUGAUUAUCUAAUGCCGCCUUUUUAUAUGAUUAUUUGGGGCAAUGUUUGUUUUUCUUACUUUUUUAAAGAAAUGUUGACACCUUGCAGCCUAAAUAAUUCUUUCUAUAUAUAUAUAUAUAUAUAUAUUAUUGGAAUUGCAGCCUAGAGUCAAUUUAGCUUCAGUUUGCUUGAGCAGAGGGGUAGAACAACCAAGAGGUUUUUUUUUAAUAAAAUAAAGUACACUGCUUGCAAUAAAGAGUCCCUCUUAAAAAAAUUAAAAUAAAUAAAUUGCAAUCUGUGUUUCUUCUUCUGUUUCUCUAGAUUAAUAAAACCAUCUAAAAAGGAAUUUUCUGGGGAUUGUGGGACACAAGAUACAAAUGUUAUCAUAUUAAGCUUGCAUGUACAGUCAUAAAUAGAAAAAAUUUUCUUCAUACCCUUUUGAAAUGCUUUUCAUCAUUGAACUUAUCUCAUUUUUUUCAUUACCUGGGUUGAUUCAUGCAUAAUGCUAUGUCAUAGUGAAUAGAAAACAACCCCAGCUCAUUAUGGCUGAGCAUUAUUUGUGAACUGAGCAGUUGUUUCUAGACUCCGUUAAAUUUGGGUCUUUAGUCCAGACCAUGAUACUCUUGAGAUAUAGCAUGUCAGUUUCUUCACAUGGCAUAUUCUCCCAAUCCUGAUUUAAUGAUUUAAUAUUCAGCAGGAGUCUUCCAAGUCUUCCAAAGACAGGCUGAUUCCAUUACAUCUCUUUCCCAGUACAUCAUCAUGGUUAAUGUAACAAACUCAAACAUCAUUUGUUUGAAUGAGAGCUGUAAUCUAAAAAAUCAGCUUUCUGUUUUGUAUUUAAUAACUUGGAAAUAUGCCACAUAGCACUGAAUACUAUAUUGCAUAAAAAAUGUUUUAGAAUUUAAUUCUGAAGUAAAAAUUGGAAGCAAGCUCAAGUGAUACAACCAACUCCUAUGCUUUUUCUAUUGCAACGCCAACAUUAUUUGUGAAUUGAGAUAAACCUUGAGAUAUGAUAAGGCCAAGUGACAUGGAAAAUUACUUUAGCCAUUGUCUGUUACUGAAGUAUAAGAUAUAUACAUGACCAUAUUUUCUUGGAAAAAAUAAAGGACAAAUUGCUCCUUGAAAAAGGAGCAAAUUUGAAAGAGGUUCAUAAGGAUAAAAAAAAAUGUUUAUAACUGCUCUACAAAG
Messenger RNA from Python bivittatus (Burmese python), 5345 nucleotides. The record is from RefSeq and is a predicted model, not a curated record. NCBI's taxonomy places the organism in Eukaryota, Metazoa, Chordata, Lepidosauria, Squamata, Pythonidae.